AUGGGCAACGCGGGGAGUAUGGACCAGCACAGUGACAUGAGGGGACACGGCAUGCCUUUAAAGCUGCCCAUGCCGGACCCGGGGGAACUAGAGGAAAAAUUCGCCAUAGUUUUGAAUUCCAUGAACUUGCCUCCAGACAAAGCCCGGUUACUGCGGCAGUAUGACAAUGAGAAGAAGUGGGAGCUCAUCUGUGACCAGGAAAGAUUCCAAGUGAAGAACCCUCCUCACACAUACAUCCAGAAGUUGAAGAGUUAUCUGGAUCCUGCUGUCACAAGGAAGAAAUUCCGCCGGAGGGUGCAAGAGUCCACCCAGGUCCUUCGAGAGCUGGAAAUUUCAUUAAGGACCAAUCAUAUUGGAUGGGUGCGCGAGUUUCUAAAUGAGGAGAAUAAAGGCUUGGACGUGCUGGUGGAGUAUCUCUCAUUUGCACAGUAUGCUGUCACAUUUGAUGGUGACAGUGUUGAGAAUGGCACAGAAAAUGCAGUGGACAAGUCUAAAUCUUGGAGUCGCUCUAUUGAAGAUCUUCAUGGGGGCAGCAAUCUACCUUCUCCUAUCACCGGAAACAUCAGCAGAGCUGGGAGACACUCUACGUUAAGAUGUAACACGUUGCCAAGCAGAAGAACGUUGAAGAAUUCGAGAUUAGUGUGUAAGAAAGAUGACGUUCACGUCUGUAUUAUGUGCCUACGAGCCAUCAUGAACUACCAGUAUGGCUUCAACAUGGUCAUGUCCCACCCACAUGCUGUGAAUGAAAUUGCACUAAGUCUGAACAACAAGAAUCCCAGGACUAAAGCUCUAGUGCUGGAGCUGCUGGCUGCUGUGUGUUUGGUGAGAGGGGGGCAUGAAAUCAUCCUCUCUGCUUUUGAUAACUUUAAAGAGGUUUGUUCAGAAAAUCAGAGGUUUGAGAGACUGAUGGAGUACUUCAAGAAUGAGGACAAUAACAUUGACUUCAUGGUGGCAUGUAUGCAGUUCAUCAACAUUGUAGUCCACUCAGUAGAAGACAUGAACUUCAGAGUGCACUUACAGUAUGACUUCACUAAACUGUGUCUGGAUGAGUACCUAGAUAAGCUGAAGCACACUGAGAGUGAUAAGUUGCAAGUUCAGAUCCAGGCAUACCUAGAUAAUGUGUUUGAUGUGGGAGCUCUGUUGGAAGAUGCUGAGACAAAGAACGCAGCGCUGGAGCGGGUGGAAGAGCUGGAGGAGAAUCUGUCUCAUAUGACAGAGAAGUUGCAGGACACUGAAAACGAGGCCAUGGCAAAGAUUGUAGAACUGGAGAAACAGCUAAUGCAGAAGAACAAGGAUCUUGAUUCUAUACGGGAAGUAUACAAGGAUGCUAACACGCAGGUAAACACACUGAGAAGGAUGGUGAAGGAGAAGGACGAGGCCAUUCAGAGGCAAAGCAAUCUCGAGAAGAAGAUUCAUGAACUGGAGAAGCAAGGAACUAUCAAGAUCCAGAAGAAGAGCGAUGGGGAUAUUGCUAUCCUGGCCUCUGCUUCGUCCACUAAUGGUGUGCUGGCAGGGAUGGAGGGCACAGGAGGAAUGCAUAUCGGUGCCACGAUUGGUCUUGAAGGGCCCAGUAAUGGGGAAAGACCUGGCAUGAACAUACCACCACCCCCACCUCCACCUCCACCCAUGCCUGCAUCUAUACCAAACGGUCCAUCAGCUGUCCCCGAGCCGCCUCCUCCUCCUCCUCCUCCCCCACCUCCUCCUCCUCUCCCUGGUCCUGCUACAGAAGUGUCUGUGCCCCUUCCACCACCUCCUCCUCCCAUGGCACCUCCACUGCCCGGCUGUGGGUCUCCUACAGUCAUCUUCAACUCAGGACUAGCAGAGGGACCCAUCAAACUGUUCUCCGUGAAAAUUAAGAAGCCAAUUAAAACCAAGUUCCGCAUGCCUGUGUUUAACUGGGUGGCACUGAAGCCCAACCAGAUCAAUGGCACUGUCUUCAAUGAGAUUGAUGACGAGAGGAUACUGGAGGAUCUGAAUGUAGAUGAGUUUGAAGAGAUGUUUAAGACAAGAGCUCAGGGCCCUGCUAUCGACGUCACAUCCAGCAAGCAGAAGAUCAUCCAGAAAGGUCCUAAUAAAAUCUCCUUACUGGAUGCUAACAGGGCCAAAAACCUGGCCAUCACGCUCCGGAAAGUAGGCAAGACUCCAGAGGAGAUCUGCAGAGCCAUUCAGAUAUUUGACUUGCGGACCUUGCCAGUUGACUUUGUAGAGUGUCUGAUGCGCUUUAUCCCGACGGAGCCUGAAGUGAAGUUGUUGCGCCAGUAUGAGAAAGAGAGGAAGCCACUAGAGAGCCUCACAGACGAGGACCGCUUCAUGAUGCAGUUCAGCAAAAUCGAGCGCCUCAUGCAGAAGAUGACCAUCAUGGCCUUUGUGGGCAACUUCUGCGAGAGUGUGCAAAUGCUCACACCGCAACUACAUGCCAUCAUUGCAGCAUCUGUGUCUAUCAAGUCUUCACAGAAACUCAAGAAAAUCCUGGAGAUUAUUUUGGCUCUUGGGAACUACAUGAACAGCAGUAAAAGAGGAGCAGUGUAUGGCUUCAAACUUCAGAGUUUAGACUUGUUAUUAGACACUAAAUCCACAGACCGGAAGAUAACCCUGCUGCACUACAUUGCGAACGUAGUAAAGGAAAAGUACCAGCAGGUGUCACUCUUCUAUAAUGAGCUCCAUUAUGUGGAGAAGGCUGCUGCAGUUUCUCUGGAGAAUGUGUUGCUGGAUGUGAAGGAGCUCCAGAGAGGGAUGGAUCUGACUAAGAGAGAGUACAGUAUGCAUGGCCACAAUACACUCCUGAAAGACUUCAUACAGCACAAUGAGAGCAAGCUCAAAAAAUUACAGGAGGAUGCCAAGAUUGCACAGGAUGCCUUUGAUGAGGCAGUGAAGUUCUUUGGGGAGAGUUCCAAAACCAUGCCCCCGUCAGUGUUCUUCCCAGUGUUUGUGCGCUUUGUGAAGGCAUACAGGCAAGCAGAGGAGGAAAACGAGCAGAGAAAGAGGCAGGAGCAGAUGAUGAUGGAAAAACUGUUAGAGCAGGAGGCCAUGAUGGGGCAGGAAGAUCAAAAGUCUCCUUCUCAUAAGAAUAAACGGCAGCAGCAGGAGUUGAUAGCUGAAUUGAGGAAGAAGCAGGUGAAGGACAGUCGACAUGUUUACGAGGGGAAGGACGGAGCUAUCGAGGACAUUAUUACGGAUCUAAGAAACCAGCCUUACAGGCGCGCUGACGCAGUGAGGAGGAGUGUCCGGAGACGCUUCGAUGAUCAGAACUUGCGGCCAAUCAACAAUGCAGAGGUGGUCAUGUAACAAGGGCAGAGUGGAUGUGAUUGGAUGGGAUGGGGGAGUGGAACGAGGGGCUUUCAGCCUCUCUGUGAAAAGGACUGAUGAAAGAUUUGAAAGACAGAGAAAGUUGCUGUGAAAGGUCAAUCUACUUUUGACAAGCCAAGUGCCUGAAUUUAUCAUUGUAUGAUCAGCUGUUUGUGUUUUUAUGUUUUCAUAUGUGGUUUUACUUAAAACAAUAUGACUUGACCUGGCUUUCCCAUUCAAAAACUGGACAAAUGGAUAUGUUCUAAACUGUUCUGUACUCUGAAGAGUAAUGAUAUAUGGGAAGUGUUCCCUAGAUGUUUACAGUGCAUACUCAUUUAUAUACUAUGAAAAUCCAUAGUAACUUCUGACAUUCCAGUGCUCAUUGCCAUUACUUUGACUGCACACCGUGGUUCGAAACCCCUUUUGUAAUCUCUUAACAAGGGCUAAGCGUAUUCUUAAAGAUUACAGGCAUGUUGAACUGUUGCAAAUCUAAGAGAAUGCUGGCAGAAAAUCGUAGCAUAUUUUAAUCACACAUGACCACAACUUUUAAUGGAUAGAGAAGUAUGGAAGGGUUGUGUAAAGUAGAUGGUAGUAGGGUAAUGUGAAUUGUAUAUAUCCUAAGCAUUAACAUCUCCAGUCAUCAGCGUUAGCGGACCAAGUACGAAAAUCAUCUCACCUCACGCUCGAGUGAAAGCAUGACAAGCUUGCAUUUAGUCCCAAGGCAGGCAGGAUGUGGACCUUCUCAAAGCUGUAACCCAGUUACUAACUGUGCCCGAGUGCCACUCAAGUCAGCUUGACUUGGUGAAUGGCUGAACUGAAUUCUGCAGUAAUAUACAGCCUCAGCAGAUGGCAUUCCAUUGAGAGUGUUGAAUGAUAGCAGUUUGAGAACAACUACAGUGUAUACCAAAGAAUACAACCAGCAAGAACGGCACCUCAACAGUACCUGAUGCAUUUAUCAUGAAAACUGGACUCCAUUUCCUAAACUGUACUAUUGACUAAUAAAGAGGCUCUUGCACCUUCAGUAACUACACGUUUGAGAUACAGUAUUUAACCACUAAAGUACAACUCACUGCAUUUGGCUCAUGUAGUCCACUCAACUGAGUGCCACUUCUCUUUAGCAUCUAGCUCUAUGUAAGGUAAAACAUCAACAGAAAAGAAUUUGGGAAAAGAAUUGUACAGAUUUUGCUACAAAAUUCUUGCUUUUUUUUUUUUUUUUUUUUUACUACUUAACCUUUAUUAUCACAAGGUUAAUAUUGUACAUAUUGUUUAAAACUGCUUAAAAUGAAGAUUUCAGCAUCCUGUUACACCAUUUGAAUGUUAUUUUAACUUAUAGUUUUUCCAUUUUGUAUAUUUAAUUAAAGUAAAUCAUGAAUCUGGCAUAUCUCCUAUGUAGCUGAGGGCUCCAAUUUUACGCUUGCCUGAAAUUAUUAAGGCAUUAGAAUAACUGACCCAAUCUGACACCUAAGUACAUGUAAUGCAUUGCUAGCUAAUACGGGCAUGUCUGUAUUAUCUCCUGUCUUUUAUCCAUUCCAUUCCACUUACAGAACUGAAUCAAACUGGCAUGUGUUUGUCAUUUUCUUUCUAAUCAGAACUGUACCUUUAGGCAUUGUAUGUUUAUGGCAGAACUUUGAUUUUAAUAAGUUUUGUUAGCUCCACUGUUUGUUGAUGCCAAUGAUUAAAUAAACUAUUACAUUACUAUAA
Molecule: messenger RNA, 4986 nt
Organism: Pygocentrus nattereri (red-bellied piranha)
Lineage: Eukaryota; Metazoa; Chordata; Actinopteri; Characiformes; Serrasalmidae
Gene: fmnl2a
Product: formin-like 2a
Exons: 27
Coding region: 1-3285 (1094 amino acids)
Biological process (GO): cortical actin cytoskeleton organization; cell migration; regulation of cell shape
Cellular component (GO): cytosol
Molecular function (GO): small GTPase binding; actin filament binding
Source: RefSeq, a predicted model, not a curated record